AUUUUGAGAGACAAAUGUUAAUUAGUAUCCCAGAAAGAGAUUUUUUUUCUCUCUCUCUCUCUCUUUCCAUGAACCUUAGCAAUCGGUAAUAAUACAUUUUAGCGCCUAUAUAAAAUUGUGUUGUCUGCUGUCUUCUGAAAGCAGUUAAGGGGUAACACAAAAGAACCCUUCACUUCAGAGAGAAAGAGAAACAGAAAACAACACGGAAUGGGAGAAGUGCAGCAAAUAGUGGAAAUGAAGAAGGAAGUGACAAACAAUACAACAACAAGGUCUGAAAGCAAAGCAAGGCUUGCGAUUUUGGAACUAGCUCACAUGAUGAGUGUUCCAAUGUCCCUAAACGCUAUCUUACACCUCAAAGUCCCCGAGGCCAUGUGGCAAGACGGUUCCAAUACUCCUCUCUCCGCCUCCCAAAUUCUCUCAAUCAUUCGUCCCCACGGCGGCGCCGACGCGGAGAACCUCCAACGCAUCCUCCGCUUGCUCACCAGCUACGACAUCUUUGACGAGCACUUGUGCAGCAGUGGCCAAAGGAAAUACUCUCUCUCCGAAAUCGGAAAGACCCUCGUUGACGAUGAACAGGGCCUAUCCUAUGCUUAUUACAUGCUCCAGCAUCAUCAGGAUGCGCUGAUGCGAGCAUGGCCGUUGGUGGGGGAAGCAGUGGUGGAUCCAACGACGGAACCAUUCGUGAAGGCAAACGGAGAGGGAGCGAUAGGGUACUACACGAAGCGAGGAGAUGUAGUGGGUUUGCUUUACAAGGCAAUGGCUGGGAUGGCUGGGCCAUUGAUGAGGGAAAUUCUUCAAGUCUACGAUGGCUUCGAAGGCGUAGAGACACUCGUGGAUGUUGGUGGCAACACGGGUGUUUCUCUUCGCAUGAUUAUGGACAGCUUCCCCAACAUCCGCAAAGGUAUCAACUUCGAUCUUCCCGACAUGGUGGCCCGUGCAGCCCCCAUUCCAGGUAUAACCCAUGUUGGCGGUGACGCUUUGGAAUAUGUACCCCCUGGGGAUGCUGUCUUCAUCAAGUGGGUGUUCUUAUCAUGGACGGACGAGGAAAGCAAGCUGGUUAUGGAGAACUGCCAUAAGGCACUUCCGAUGGACGGAAAGUUGAUUAUAUGCGAACCGGUUGCGCCGGAGUUGACGGACGAGAGUCGCAGAACGAGAGCAUUGCUUGGUGGUGACAUAUUCGUAAUGACAAUGUAUAGAACGAAGGGGAAGCACAGAACUGAAGAGCAAUUCAGACAAAUCGGCAUUUCUGCUGGUUUUUCUCGUUUCCGUGCCUUCUACAUUGAUCCUUAUCUGACUGUCCUUGAGUUUCAGAAAUGAGUGAUUGGAAAAUGCUAAUAACACUCCUUCAACACACUUUAUAUCAUUGGUUUAUUUUAAAAAAGUCAAUUAAUAUCUUUUAAAUGUUACUUUGACUUUUUAAAACUUAAACUAAUAAGAUAAAGUGUGUUGAAGAAUAUAUUUUAAAAAAAGUGUGUUAAUGUAGCAUUUAAGUGUGAUGAGAAUAAAUCAACUGAAAUUAUGAAUUAGGAGGGAAAAAAAUAAUUAGGAACAGUAGUUCCGAAACACUUAUUGUGAUUCUUCCUUAUGAAUAAACCUUCAUAAAAUAUUUGGAUUUAUGUUCAUUGUAUAUCUUCUCCUCUUAAAUUGUACACUGGUAACUGGAUAUUAAUUCCCCUUUUUCAUAUUUUAAGAUAGUCGCAGGAGCUAGAAAUGCAAUACUUAAAAUAUAGAUUUUAUUAACUAGUUUUUAAUAUCAAGUUUAAGCAUUUAAAAAUAUUAAAUUUUUAUUAAAAACAACAUCUUUAUUGUAUUGAGAUACAAAAGUGUAAUAAAUAUUUUUAAACAAAAUAUUACUAUUAUUAAUUAUUUAAAUUUAAUUUUUAGAACUAAAGUUAAUAUUUUUCUUAAAAUUUUAAAUAUUUUAUUUUAGUAUAGAAAACCUAAACAAAUUUAUAUACUGAGAAAACACACAAUUUAUGUUUGGUUUUGUUUAGUUUCUCUUAUGUUGAUAUUCUUUGAGUAAUAAUAAUAAAAAUAUUACUUUUUAUUUUAUUAUGUUAAUAAUUACAAAAAAUAUCAUAUUAUUUUUAUUUUAUGUUUUUCAAAAUCUAGAAAUAUAUUACAAACAAGAAACCUUAUUUUUAUUCAUUCCAUUUACGACAUUGUG
Messenger RNA from Abrus precatorius (Indian licorice), 2167 nucleotides. Its product is annotated as caffeic acid 3-O-methyltransferase-like. The transcript has 4 exons. Gene Ontology annotation, molecular function: protein dimerization activity; O-methyltransferase activity; S-adenosylmethionine-dependent methyltransferase activity. Gene Ontology annotation, biological process: methylation. NCBI's taxonomy places the organism in Eukaryota, Viridiplantae, Streptophyta, Magnoliopsida, Fabales, Fabaceae. The record is from RefSeq and is a predicted model, not a curated record. The coding region runs from base 208 to 1317 and encodes 369 amino acids.